Messenger RNA from Neofelis nebulosa (Clouded leopard), 2138 nucleotides. RefSeq names its product transcription initiation factor TFIID subunit 4-like. The transcript has 4 exons. NCBI's taxonomy places the organism in Eukaryota, Metazoa, Chordata, Mammalia, Carnivora, Felidae. The coding region runs from base 1 to 1077 and encodes 358 amino acids. The record is from RefSeq and is a predicted model, not a curated record.
AUGUCGGAGAUCCGGGGCAUUUUACCCACCAAGCCUGAAAUCACCAAGGGAGUCCGUGCUUAUAGAUGCAAAGUGAUGGGUCUAGACGAUUACUGGCAUAAAGGGUUCAGGCGUUCUGGCAACAAAAACAUCGGAGGGGAGGGGCGAAAAGAUGGCCCCGGCCACCCGCCCCGGGGGACCCAGAUCUGGUCACCUGCCAAUAAACACGAACAAUCCUCGCCGGGCGGGACCCCAAGGCUCGCGCUUCCCCGCCAGCAACGACAGCCGGCCUCCCUGCCCUCCGAGCAGGCCCGGCGCGGUCCCGAGGAUGCUCCCCGGACGCCGCCGCGGGUCCCGCACCGCUCCCGCGUGCGUAACCGGACCUGUCAAAGCCUGCUCUCCGCGGGCCCGGCGGGCGGCAGCGCGGGCUCCGCGGCCCCGGCCGCCGCCAGCGCGACCGCACCGCGGCCCUCCGCGGCGCCGACUCCGGAGGGGCGCCAGGGGCCGGGCGGCGCGGAGCCCGGGCCGGUGGACGCCCGGCUCGCAGGCCGCGCCGCCCGGGACCGGGCGAGGCCGCGCGCCAUCUGCCCGCGCCGGCUGCCCUCCUCGGCGGGUCCGGGCCCGGGCGCCCACGCGGGCCUCCGCGCCGAGGCGGGCGCAGCCGCUCCCCGCCCCGCACACAAAGCGGCUCCGCGGGAGCCCGCCUCACCUGCAGCACGGGGCGCCGCGGGCCUUCGAGAACCAUCGGACCCCGCUCCGGCGCGCGCGUCACAGCCCAGGCCUCCCGGUGCCGCCUGGCGCCGCCGCCGCCGCCGCCGCCAUUUCCUCCCGCUCGCCGUCGCCUCGUCCCCGCUGUCAGGUUACUCCAUUCACCUGGGCCUGGAGCAGCCUGCGCCGCGCCGCGCCUCCGCCUCGACCCCUCCCGCCCGCGCCUGCGGAGACUGCGCAGAGCCCGGCUCGCCCGCAGCCCGCGCACGGCCCGCGGCAACGGCGCACAGCCGCUUGAAGAAUCCCACCGGCGCCCGCGCCGCCCCCUCCGCGCCCCCACGCUCCGCUCGGCCCCGCUCGCCCCGCGCCGGCAUGAGAGCGAGCCUGUGAUUGGACAGAGCGCGGCGGUGAAAGGUUAAUCCCGGCCCCGCAGCCAUUCAGGAGCCGGGAGACAGCGGACGCGGGAGGCGGAAGCCAGGCGGCGUUUGCGGCCCAGCGCCGGGAGUGGACCGGGGCGACCCACCGCCUGCGGCCCGGCGCCUUCGCCGCGCUCCUGGGCCCGCGCGCCGGGGCCGCGAGCGCUCGCCGGGCUCGGCAGAACCUCCCGCCUCUCGGAACUCGUCCGCCUCCAUCGUUGCCCCUCUGACACCCACCGCCCCCUAAACGUGGCCCUUCUCCACGGCCGUAAUUGUUCUCCGGAGGCUCAGCGCUCCUCUUACCACCGCCUCCCCUUUUUAAAGGGCCUUCCCACUCGCCUGCUUCUUCCCCGCGGUGGUGGUGCCGGGCCCUCCGCAUUUGGGGAGACAACAGACCCCACCCCCGCCCCGGAAUAGGAAUAACCGGAUAAUGGGACGGAGACGGGGGGGGGGGGGGGCGCUUAUGUAAAUUGUUCCUUUGCAUAGGUUGCAACCCUCUGCCACACCUCGUGUCUGUGAAUUAAAGAGUGGAUGGAGGUCCAGGCAAGUCAGGAUAUAAAUGUACCUUUGCUUAAGACUCUUUGUUUGCAAGUAACAGAAACCAAUCUGAAGUAGCUUAACCAAAAGGGAAGAACUGUAUCAUAAGGUUGCACACGCUUCUCACAGAAGCCGGGAGCAGGAAUACAGCUGCAGCAAAGGAGUAGACCCAGGAGUUGGAAAGCUUUCAGGAACUCAAAGCUCUGUCCGCUGAAAGAACCCUGGAGCAGCAGCCCUAUAUCCAGGAGAACACCUAACAUCCAGAUUGAAACACCAUCUUCUGCUAAAAGGAACCGGGAAUCCUUGAAGAAAUACCUGAUUUCACGGUUGGGACAGAGAAAGCGUAAGUGAGCCUCGACCUUCUUGUCGUGCCAGAAAACAUGAAAAUGCUCGAAGAGUGAAGGAGACAUUUCAAAACAACAACGUAGUCCGUUUGAAGGGACUCCCGCUGGCCAAAUCUGGGAAAUUGGAACAUCAAAAUAAAUGAUGAUAGUAGGA